This is a messenger RNA of Sesamum indicum (sesame), 1780 nucleotides long. Its product is annotated as phosphoribosylformylglycinamidine cyclo-ligase, chloroplastic. The record is from RefSeq and is a predicted model, not a curated record. Gene Ontology annotation, biological process: adenine biosynthetic process; 'de novo' IMP biosynthetic process. Lineage: Eukaryota; Viridiplantae; Streptophyta; Magnoliopsida; Lamiales; Pedaliaceae. Gene Ontology annotation, cellular component: cytosol. Gene Ontology annotation, molecular function: phosphoribosylformylglycinamidine cyclo-ligase activity; phosphoribosylamine-glycine ligase activity.
UUAAGGGCCGAUUCGCUACCGUUGAGAAAUUCCACCCAGCGGCCCAUGUUAGCACAAAACACUGUAGAGAAGGAAAUAUCCGAUGAACAAAAAGAAAAAUGAAAAGAGAAAUCGAAAAUAAGAUAGUGCAGAGAAAAGCAUCCUUUUUACUUUAACAGCGGCAUCAACUCCUCAUUGUCUCAGGCCGCCGCUCUCCUCCGCCGACUGCUCUCACCCUCAAUCUCUUCUUUCAUCAGGUUUUCUUUAUAAUUACUUCAAGAAGCAUGAAUACCUCAUGCAAAGCAAAUACAGAACUAUCGCAUUGUAUCGCAAAUUUGUUCAAACCGGGCUCGCUCGAGAUUCGUAAAGAUAACUUAACCAAAGGAUUCUUGCCAUUCGUCUCCAAGAAUUGCAAGAAACAACUGAAAGAUAGAAGAGGUUCUGGGGUUGUACUUUCAAUGUCGAGCAGCAGUACCAGAAACCAUGUCGAAACUGCUGCAGAGGACAAGGGAGAGGGACUUACAUACAAGGAUGCUGGUGUAGACAUUGAUGCUGGUACAGAACUUGUCAGGAGAAUAGCCAAAAUGGCGCCCGGAAUUGGAGGUUUUGGAGGGCUCUUCCCUUUGGGGGAUUCCUAUCUGGUGGCUGGUACAGAUGGAGUUGGAACCAAACUUAAGCUGGCUUUUGAGACUGGAAUCCAUGAGACUAUUGGCAUUGAUUUGGUUGCCAUGAGUGUUAACGACAUAGUCACUUCUGGGGCAAAGCCUUUGUUUUUCCUUGAUUACUUUGCCACUAGUCGUCUUGAUGUUGACCUUGCAGAAAAGGUCAUCAAAGGCAUAGUUGAUGGUUGCCAACAAUCCGACUGUACUCUUUUAGGGGGAGAGACUGCGGAGAUGCCUGAUUUUUAUGCAGAUGGGGAGUAUGAUCUCAGUGGUUUUGCUGUGGGUAUCGUGAAAAAGGACUCAGUUAUUGAUGGGAAAAACAUUGAGGUUGGGGAUGUUCUCAUUGGUCUUCCAUCCAGUGGAGUUCAUUCAAAUGGAUUCUCUCUUGUCAGAAGGGUUCUACAACGAAGUGGCCUUUCUUUGAAAGACAGUCUUCCUGGUUCAUCUGUUACACUAGGUGAAGCUCUGAUGGCACCCACAGUUAUAUAUGUUAAGCAGGUUCUUGACAUCAUUAGCAAAGGUGGUGUGAAAGGGAUUGCUCACAUAACUGGUGGUGGUUUUACUGAUAACAUACCUCGUGUGUUCCCAAAGGGCCUCGGAGCUCUCAUAUACAAGGACACUUGGGCUGUUCCUCCCAUUUUCAAAUGGAUUCAGGAGGCUGGAAGAAUAGAAGAUGCAGAAAUGAGACGAACUUUUAAUAUGGGAAUUGGAAUGGUGCUAGUCGUGAAGGAGGAGGCUGCUCUCAGAAUACUUGGAGAAUAUCACGGCACAAAUUCAGCAUAUCGCGUCGGUGAGGUUAUAAGUGGUGAUGGAGUGAGCUACCGAUAGUAAUUGGUUUCAGAAGAUCCUCAUAUUGCCAGCAUUAAGAAAUUUUGUUUAAAGACGAUGAGAGUUCGAAAGUUGCGGCUUCCAUUUAGCUCAUAUCUAAGCUACCCUGUUGUGGAAUCCUUAAGUUAAUUGUUUUUGUCUCCUUCAAUGUUGUGCAGUACUCGAUAAAAUUUGGCAUGCCUGGUUCCUCACCCGUGUUCUAUAAAAGUGAAUUUGGGAUGUCUGAAUUCUCCUCUGUAUUGUUUCUGCAAUGUAUCAGAAUUACACAGCAUGUAUUUCAUAAUUUUAGCUCCCAAGAGAGUUUCUGGUAA